Lates calcarifer (barramundi perch) is the source of this 2108-nucleotide messenger RNA. RefSeq names its product DnaJ (Hsp40) homolog, subfamily C, member 2 (gene dnajc2). The record is from RefSeq and is a predicted model, not a curated record. NCBI's taxonomy places the organism in Eukaryota, Metazoa, Chordata, Actinopteri, Centropomidae. Gene Ontology annotation, molecular function: ribosome binding; Hsp70 protein binding. Gene Ontology annotation, biological process: regulation of translational fidelity; 'de novo' cotranslational protein folding. Gene Ontology annotation, cellular component: cytosol.
GCGGUGUGACAGCAAAGCUCGUUCUCGGAUUGGCACUUGUGAGGGAGGCCCAUGUGGUGUGUUAAUGAGCGGGCCACAAACUUUAGCACUUUAGAAAGCUUUCACUUGAUAAUUUCAUCACCUGAAUGUUCGCGUAGCCUGUUUUUCGAAGAUGUUGUUAGAAGCGCUGGACGGCGAUGAAACGGUUGUGUUUACAGCCGCUGCCGCCUCUGUGCAGGUCCAGGUGGAGCCGGUGGGUCGAUGGUUUGAGGCUUUUGUGAAGAGGAGGAACAGGAAUACGUCAGCCUCCUUCCAGGAGCUGGAGGAAGAGGAGGUGUCAUCUGAGGAGUCAGAGGAUGAGGAGUUUCAGCUGGAGGAGUACCCGAUGCUCCGGACACUCGACCCCAAAGACUGGAAGAAUCAGGAUCACUAUUCUGUCCUCGGGCUCCCACACUUGAGGUAUAAAGCCACACAGAAACAGAUCAAAGCUGCCCAUAAAGCAAUUGUGUUGAAGCACCAUCCUGACAAAAGGAAAGCUGCAGGAGAGCAGAUUGUAGAAGGAGACAAUGACUACUUUACCUGUAUAACUAAAGCUAUAGAAAUCCUGUCAGAUCCUGUGAAGAGAAGAGCCUUCGACAGUGUAGAUCCCACCUUCGACAACGCAGUGCCUUCAAAAAGCGAAGGCAAAGAAAACUUUUUCGAAGCGUUUGCUCCCGUUUUUGAGAGAAAUGCAAGAUGGUCUUCCAAAAAGCAUGUACCCAAACUUGGAACCAUGGAGUCGUCUUUUGAAGAAGUGGAUAAUUUUUACUCUUUUUGGUACAACUUUGACUCAUGGAGGGAAUUCUCCUACUUGGAUGAAGAGGAAAAGGAAAAGGCUGAAUGUCGAGAUGAGAGGAGGUGGAUUGAAAAGCAGAAUCGAGCCUCCAGAGCUCAGAGGAAGAAGGAGGAGAUGAACAGAAUACGAACACUAGUUGAUACUGCCUACAGCUGUGACCCUAGAAUAAAGAAAUUCAAAGAGGAAGAAAAAGCCAGAAAGGAAUCUGAGAAGAAGGCCAAAGCUGAAGCCAAGAAAAGAGAGCAGGAGGAGAAGGAGCGAGCCCGGCAGGCGGAGCUGGAGGCAGCUCGUUUGGCAAAGGAGAAGGAGGAAGAGGAGGCCAAGCAGGCGGCCCAGCAGGCAAAGAAAGAGAAGGAGAUCCAGAAGAAGGCCAUCAAGAAGGAGAGACAGAAACUCAGGACUACCUGCAAGAACUGGAAUUACUUUGCUGACAAUGAAGCUGACAGUGUGAAAAUGAUGGAGGAAGUGGAGAAGCUCUGUGAUAGGCUGGAGCUGACAAGUCUGCAGUCCCUGAAUGAAGUCCUGGCCUCGGGAUCAAAAGAGGAGAGUAAGGCAGCCGUGGAGAAGGAGGUGCAGGAGGUGAACGCCCAGCUCCAGAGGGAGCGGGAGGCUGAGGUUCAGGCAAGGCAGGCGGCUCGCAGCGCCGACCAGGCCAGCGGAGGAGGGGGAGCUGGAGGGAAGGGCUGGAACGAGGAUGACCUCCAGCUGCUCAUCAAAGCUGUCAACCUGUUCCCUGCUGGAACCAAUGCCAGAUGGGAAGUCAUUGCCAACUACAUGAACUUGCACUCUACCAGCGGCAUGAAGAGGACAGCCAAAGAUGUCAUCAACAAAGCCAAGAAUCUACAACGACUAGAUCCAGUACAGAAAGAUGAGAUCAACAAAAAAGCCUUUGAGAAGUUCAAGAAGGAACACACUUCAGUGCCGCCCUCUAUAGAUAACGCUGUGCCCUCCGAGAGAUUUGAUGCCUCUGGCAGUGAUGGUAAUGCUGCACCCUGGACCACAGAGGAACAGAAACUUCUGGAACAAGCCCUGAAGACCUACCCAGUCAGCACACCUGAGCGCUGGGAGAAGAUCGCCGCUGCUGUCCCUGGACGAAGCAAGAAAGACUGUAUGAAGAGGUACAAGGAACUGGUGGAGAUGGUUAAAGCCAAGAAAGCUGCUCAGGAACAAGUGGCAGCCAAGAGUAAAAAAUGACAGGAACCACAAAAGACAAUAGUAUCUGUGUUAUUUUAACAUUAUUGUGUUGGUCUUUAUUUUAUAAUAAAAAAAAUUAAAGGAGGAAAAAAAUACUACA